Marchantia polymorpha subsp. ruderalis is the source of this 2360-nucleotide messenger RNA. NCBI's taxonomy places the organism in Eukaryota, Viridiplantae, Streptophyta, Marchantiopsida, Marchantiales, Marchantiaceae. The record is from the annotation of a GenBank genome assembly.
UUCACAAUAAACCGAGCAGCACCCCGUUCAAAUUUGCCACUUUUACCCAUUCCGUGACAGACUCUUCGUCCGCGGAUGCCAGUACCGUAACGGUGGAUACGGUCAAUCCAUACUUCGACUGAAGAAUUAGCGCAAGAAUUGUAGGAGUGCGUCUCUCUGCCAAUCAGCCUUCCUGUUCGUUAUCGCACGCACGGAGAUCGGAGUCUUAUCAAACUCCGCUGCUGCUCGGCCAGACAGUGGACUCCGAUGAGACUAAAAAACACGGUGGAUUAGCUCGCAUGUGCGAGAUUUUCAGAACUGUGGACUUUGAUCAUCACCAGCCGGUCGAGCCCGGUGGAUGCUGGCUGGUGUGAUGCAAGUCCAUUGACUGUUCUCACUCGGAAUCCUGUUCAUGUCCUGUACAUCAAUGAUUCCUCUGUCGGUGAGCUGAGGAAGUCGUGCGGUCGGCUUCGGUUCGGCAUGGGAGCUCUCGUCGACAAAUUGCGCAUACUCGAAUGAUGAGUUGGACCUGUGGACGGGGUGAAUGCCGUAUGAUUGAGCAGCGCACAAUCUUGAGAUUUCAGCUAUGUCAAUUGUGAAGAUGAGCUAGCCUGAGUGCCCAGAGGAUAGAGCAGGGGCUUUACCUUCUUGCGUAUCGACAGUCGGAGCAUUUAUUAUCACUGUUUCGACGUCAAUUAUGGCUCUCUUGUCCUGUAGCUCGAGAUCCCUUUCGACACCGUAUUCCACGAUCUCUGUUCGUGCUAUUUCUUGUUCAAGCGGGAAGAUUGUCAAUCCGGGCGGAUGUUUGGCGAGUUUUUUAGAUUGGUCUCGCACGCAGUCGGAAGGAAAAUAUGACUUUGACUCUCUGAGUUCCGAGUCGCGGGCAUUUGCCCACGGCCAGAGCCAGAGACAGUUCCAGAGGAUAUCCCCAAUAUUUAAAGUUUUCGAAACUUUACGGGUCCAGGCUGACAAGUCGCACCUCAAAGGUCUCGAACAGGAAUCUUCCUCUGAUCCAGUUGUAUUCGGCGACGAAAGUCAGUUGGGAGGACGAGAAGAUAGCUCGAGGCUGCUUUAUAACUGUGCCAUCUUCACUCCCGGGAUUGCUUCAGCCUUGCCUCUGCCGACUGUCACCAUGCACGACUUAAUUGCCUGCGUGGUGACCAUCGGGGGAGCUCUGGGAAUGUUGAGAUUCUUCGACGAGUUGGCCAAGCGCGACGUGCUUGAAAAGAAACUGAGCAGGAAGCUGGUGCACAUAUUGGUCGGACUUGGGUUCAUGCUCUUUUGGCCCCUUUUCAGUUUAGCGCCGUAUGCAAAAUACCUGUGUGCAUUAGCUCCUGCAGGGAAUGGAGUCCGAAUGCUGGGUCUAGGAUUUGGAAUUCUAAAAAAUGAGGCGAUGGUUAAGGCAAUGAGCAGAGAAGGGGGCAGAAGGGAACUCCUGAAAGGACCCUUUUAUUACGCUCUAGCGAUUGUCGUCACUACUGUCUGUUUUUGGCGGAGCUCACCUGUGGGGAUUGUUGCUCUUGUGAAUCUAUGUGCUGGUGAUGGCUUUGCGGACAUCAUCGGAAGAAAUUUCGGUGGGAUUAAGCUUCCCUACAACAGAGAUAAGUCGUUUGCCGGAAGCAUUGGGAUGUUUGUUGCGAGCACUUCGGUAUCCAUGUUGUACUUAAUGUAUUUUGCACACUUCGGGUAUAUUGAGAUGGUGCCGGGAACGUUUGCUCGAGUGGUCAUCGUCUCCUUCUUGACCACUGUGGUGGAGUCAUUACCCUUCAGCACUCGGUUGGACGACAACCUCACCGUUCCUUUCGCGGCAAUGGCUUUGGGAAUGCUCAUCUUUCCUUCCUGAGCUUUGAAGUUCCCUGCUCCAGCUUUACUCCGAAAGUGACAUUAAAACUUCAGAAUAUAGAACCUCAGCAACGUCACCAAGAUAAAACUAACACGCUGGCAACAGGGGUGGACCCAAAUGGUCUAGCUCCUUGACAAUGUAAUAGGCUAUGGGCUUCUUGUUCAUCGCAAGUAGUUCAAGAAAGCAUUAGAGUUGGUGUUAGAGCAUACCACAUUGUAACGAAGGCACAUAUUAUCUCAUGACCUCAGGUAAAAGUUGCAAGAUUUGUGCUUUCGUUUCUGGGAUAGAGUGGGGCGACGUUCUUGGCUUGUUAGGAAGUUAAGAACUUUGAUUGAGUAUGUUCAUUGCACAUUGUAUAACGUAGGCUUCGAAGUGGUGCAAUGGAAUAAAAAAGAUGUGCAGAGCAUGUAAUAAGUACGUAAUCAGUUUCGGCAUCAUACUGAAUGUCCAUUCUAUAUGAUGCCGAAAUAUGUGGCAAGUAUUCCGAGCAAUGAAAGACCUUAGCAGAUCCGCUAGAAGACAUUUUCCAAGAGUCUGU